CGUGGAUUGAUAUGAUGUGGUGAUGUUGUGGAUUCUCAAUAUUUUUACGAAGAUGGAUUCUUCUAGUUCUACGUGGAAGUUAAAUUUUAUUUUUCUAGCGAUGUGCUUUUUCUGCAGAUUGAAGUUUUCUCAUGCUGCACUUGAACCAGGCAUUUAUGAAUAUAAAUUAACCAGCAAAAGAGACAAUAAUUAUACAAUUAUUACUAAGAGUUUAUUCAACAAUACUGAUGUAAUACUUAAAGCCGGCUGCUCGGAAUCUAAAUCUACAUGUAACAUAUACUUGGAAUGGGUUCUCGGAUACUCUGAAUGUGACAACGCAUUUGAGGAAAAUAAUACUGUCACUGACUUGAUCAGCCCAGAGAAGUCGUUACCAAAUAUGGGGAACAAAUUUAGUUUUCAGAAAUCGACAAAGAAACUGAACGAAACGUGUGAUAAUAAAGCAUUUUUUAAAGAUCAAGCAGAAAUUGCUCCGAUAACAUUUUGCUCAAUUGUGAACACCACUACUGAACCUAAUUGUAGAGAAUUAGAUCGACAACCAGUUUCUGACACAGGUGAAACUUCGAAUGAAGGGAAACCAGGCAAACCAUCAAAGGAGACACGGCAUAGAAGAAAUGAACAGGGCUCCUCAAUUAGGCCUGGCACCACAUCUAAGCCUAUCACCACAUCUAAGCCUAUCACCAAGGGUGGAGAAACUACAAAAGCUACAAUUAAGAAUCACAAUAGAAUCGCAAAGACAUGGGUAGAUGGUCGUUACAUUUUAGCGUUUUCUAUAUCAAGUGAUUGCGGAGAUACUGAAAUUGAAGUCACAGUUAAGUUUCAAAAUUCUCAUGGUUAUCUCUCAGCCAACCAAAGGCCACUUCUUGAUUUUUAUGCAGUGAUGUGUGCAGCUUAUACAAUCUUGGCUUUCCUUUGGCUUCUCAUGAUGGCUUGUCAAUGGAGGGAUAUACUUCGAAUUCAGUUCUGGAUUUGUGGAGUCGUUCUAUUAGGUCUUUUGGAGAAAGUAGUAUUUUACUCGGAAUAUCACCACGUAAACUCAACUGGCUAUGCAUCUCCUGCGACUCUUGUGUUUGCUGAGUUGGUGUCCUGCCUUAAACGAACUGUUGCCAGGAUGUUGGUGAUAAUUGUCAGCAUGGGAUUUGGAAUCACUAAACCUCGUCUUGGACCUCAGUUGCAUCGUGUAAUUGGCGUAGGAUUCCUGUUUUUCCUGCUCAGCGCAAUUGAAGCUUGUCUACGUGUGCAAGGGAGUGUACAACAGCAGCUAGUGGCUAGCAUUCCUCUUGCAGUUUUGGAUGCAGUCAUUUGUUACUGGAUAUUUACCAAUUUGGUUGACACAACAAGAACUUUGAGACUACGUCGCAACGUUGUCAAGCUUUGGUUGUACCGCCAUUUUACAAAUGCACUCAUCUUCUGCAUCAUUGCCGCCGUGAUUUUCAUAGCAUGGUCUACAAAACAACACAAAUUAGCUCUGUGUGUAAGUAAAUGGAACGAGAUUUGGUUAGACGAUGCUUACUGGCAUAUUCUCUUCUACAUUGUCCUUGUGGUGAUCAUUAUUCUCUGGCGUCCUACUGCUAACAACCAACGCUAUGCAUACUCGGCCCUCACUGAUGCUGUAGAGGAUGAGGAGUCGAAGGAGCCAAUGAUUCCAGAAUCGUUUGAGGGGAUGAAGAUGCGAAAUGUCAACCGCCCUGAUAAUUCAGUUUCCACAAAGGUUGAAGAUGACCUGAAGUGGGUUGAAGAUAAUAUUCCAGCGUCUGUAGCAGAUACUGCUUUGGCUGUAUUUGAUGAUUCUGAUGAAGAGAUUGUCACGAAUAUUGAACGCAGUAAAUUGGAAUGAACAAAAUGUACAGUGGUUGAUAACUUUGGAAUGUAAAGUAGAAAAUUGGAAACACUCAGACAUGCCAUAGAUCUGUGGACAUUCCUGCCACAGGUUAGAGUUGCAGUAAUUUGACAUAAUAUGCACUUUCGUCUAAAUGGUAUGUUUCGAUCAUAGGUUAUGGUAUAAAUAUUUGUUUUGGGCUGCUUGGUCUGAGUCUGGGAUGAUCACACUGAUUAACUAAAGAGGACUGAUACAUCUUGGAACAAAUGUGUCGUUUGACAGAUGUCAGCACAGGUUGACCCUUGGGUUGCGCCUGAAUUGUAAUAACCAAAAAUGAUAUGUGCAAUUGUUACACCUGGAUACAGUAAUUUUUUGAAACAAACCAAUUUGAAAGAUCUUUGCAGUUAUGCUGAUUUUAUGACAUGGUCCCCUCUAAAGCCAUGGAGUUGCACAUUGUUCCACCUGGAAUUUUUAUAGGAUUUAACUUAUGCCAGAUACAAACUACUAAAGUGAUUAUUACCAGCAUAAUCACUUUUUUUAAUAUUGCUACCAAAUCUGGACAGUUGGUAGCAAUUUCAUAGAAGCUUUGAUAUUAUAAUAUCAGGUGGCAAAUUUUGUUGGCCAAUGUAGAUCUAUGGAUGUUUCUGUCACUGUGGUGGACAUUAAUAAAUAAAAUUGAUCAACAUUAUCAAGCUUAUGAGGGAUAAGACAAUAAAAAAAAGCCAAACCUUGCUGUCACUCAGUGUUCUACACUACUAGAUAUAUUAAACAGAGAAACUUCAUUUUGCCACUAAAUUUUAAUUUUUAUAAAUUUCAAUGCAUAUCAAUGUCAUGUAUUGAAAUUAGCACUACUCACUUUUGCUGAAAAUGUUGUGGGGGCCCCCUCCCCUAUUUGAAAAAUUCUCGAUCUGCCUCUGGUAACCUGUAUUUAAAUUCGCCAUGGCAUUGAGUAUGAUCACCGAGAGUAAAUUCCAAAGCAGAUCGGAUCAGCUGAUUUCAUUUGAUAAUUGGUUAAAAAUUGUUCUUGACUGAUUUGGCAAGUUAAUUGUGGUUCCCUAUGAGGAGCAUGUUAUUGCAGUGUAGAAUUUGCAAAAUAUAGUUAGAACGUGUAGCGUUUUUAUGUAAAUCAAGCUUGAAUUAUCAAAAGCCUCAUUUAUGUAUUUUGUAAAAAUACAAUUACUUCAUUUAUACAUUUACUUAUAUGAAGAAUGCACAUUUGAGUGAAAGAAAACUUAAAAAUAGUAAACUGUAGAAUAAAAUGUGUUUUACUUUAAUACAUCUAUUAGAAAAUAUUUAAAUAUUUAUAAUUGAUAAAUAAUUAUUGAUUAAAAUAGAGUACUACUUUAUUUUAAAGGUAUUCAAUUUUAUUUUCUUAUUUUUAUUAUUAUAUUACUACUACUAUUGUUAUAAUUUAUUAUUGUUCCUACUACUAUUAUUACUGUUGAACAUUAUCAUUUUACAAUAAUUCAUAUUUUACAAUACUCUUAUUUUAAAGUGGCAGUCCAUGAUGGUCAAGUAAUUGUGAGCAUGCAUUGAUCCAGAUGACCAUUAACAUGUAAACAUUCUCAUAACUGGCUCAUUGUAUCUCAUAUUCAAAAUGUCUAAAUUGUUUACUAUUGGCCGGAUGUAUAAGUAUGGUGUUAGUCAUAAAUGUUAUCAAAUUGUUUGUUACAUUUUUCAUUAAUUGCUUAAUUUAGGUCCAAUGUUGUGUAAUUCAUUACUUCACAUAUUGCUUUAAAAAAUGUUUAUUCAAUAAUAUUCUGUUUUUUGUGUGUUUCAAAAAGAAAAUCAACACUUUGAUUUGAUUUUUAGUAUUCUAGUAUUUAUAUCAUUUGUAAAAUGUGUUGUAGUUUAUAAUAAAUAAUGAUAUGAGUUCUUUCUAUCUUUAUUAUUUAGAUUGCUGCUAAAUUGUACAAUAUUUGCAAUUAAAUGAAAAAGAUGAAAACAGUUUAAAACUUAAUACUAAUUAAUGUUAAGUUGUACAUUUUAAUUGCUGGAUAUUUCAAUAAGACCAUUUUUCUUUUAUCUCUCCCCAAUUUGAAGUUUGUUUAUUACUGUAUAAUUAUUAAAUGGUGUUUGUUCGUAGUUUAUCUUUAAUUUGGAAUACUGUAGUGUGAAAUUUAUUUAUGUAUAUAUAUUGAACCAUCUCUAUUUCAUAUUGAUGGUAUUAUGUGAUUAUCAAGAUUGUGCUAAACUGUAGAGGGCAGUUUUCUCACAGUAUAUUUGAAUCUGUGUAGCAUGUGACAGGUCUUUUUUUAUUAUUAUGGUCUUCAAAUAUUAUACCCUGCAGCUUGCUGGGUGAUUGAUAUGUACACCAGGAGCAAAUCUUAUACAGUAUUGUCCUGUUAUUUUUAGAAUAAAUUUCUUUGUUGGCUACAGAA
Molecule: messenger RNA, 4197 nt
Organism: Anneissia japonica
Lineage: Eukaryota; Metazoa; Echinodermata; Crinoidea; Comatulida; Comatulidae
Product: transmembrane protein 87A-like
Exons: 17
Coding region: 23-1834 (603 amino acids)
Biological process (GO): retrograde transport, endosome to Golgi
Cellular component (GO): membrane; Golgi apparatus
Source: RefSeq, a predicted model, not a curated record